AUGGCCUUGUCUUCCUUAGAUGUUUUUCACAUGACCAUCAUGUCAGCAGGAUUCUUUGCAGGAAUUACUGUAAAUGCAUUUCUUUUAAUUGUGAACUGUAAUGACUUCAUCAAAAUCAGAAAGCUAGCACCAGUGCAAAUCCUCCUAAUAUGUAUAGCAUUAUCUAGACUGGUCCUGCAGAUUAUAUUAAUGAUGCACAGUGUGGUCUCUGUAUUCUUUCCAUGCAAUUAUGAAGAAUUUAUAUAUAGUGUAAAAAUGAUAUUCGUUUGGAUGCUUUUCAGCUCCAUCAGUUUCUAGUUCACUACUUGCCUUUCUGUAUUUUAUUGCCUCAAGAUUUCAGUCUUCACCCAGUCCUGUUUUCUUUGGUUGAAAUUUAGAAUUUCAAAGCUCAUAUGCUGGCUGCUUCUGGGAAGUGUGCUAGCAUCAUUGAGCACUGCAUCUGUAUGUAUUGGACUAAGAGUCCCUAUUGCUAUCUUCAGAAAUGACACACAGGAGAGGAUGACAGUCAACAUACUGGACACUUAUGGAUUUCUUCUUCCUAACUUGACAUUAAUAUUUCCUCUAGCCAUAUUUGUGAUCUGCACUUCUAUGUUAUUCAUCUCCCUUUAUAAACACACACAUCGGAUGCAAAAUGGACCUCAUUGUUCUUCAAAUCCCAAGAAAGAAGCCCAUAUAAAUGCAUUAAAAACAGUGGUAUCAUUCUUUUGCUUCUUUGUUUCUUAUUUUGCUGCCUUCAUGGCAAAUAUGACAUUCAGAGUUCCUUACAGAACUGCUCAGUUCUUUGUGAUGAAGGAAAUAAUGGCAGCAUUUCCCGCUGGCCAUUCAAUUAUAAUAAUCUUGAGUAAUUCUAAGUUCCAACAAUCAUUUAGGAGAAUUCUAUGCCUGGAAAAGAAACAAUGA
Molecule: messenger RNA, 900 nt
Organism: Heterocephalus glaber (naked mole-rat)
Lineage: Eukaryota; Metazoa; Chordata; Mammalia; Rodentia; Bathyergidae
Product: taste receptor type 2 member 2-like
Biological process (GO): G protein-coupled receptor signaling pathway; detection of chemical stimulus involved in sensory perception of bitter taste; sensory perception of taste
Cellular component (GO): membrane
Molecular function (GO): bitter taste receptor activity; G protein-coupled receptor activity
Source: RefSeq, a predicted model, not a curated record